Molecule: messenger RNA, 399 nt
Organism: Meira miltonrushii
Lineage: Eukaryota; Fungi; Basidiomycota; Exobasidiomycetes; Exobasidiales; Brachybasidiaceae
Exons: 1
Source: RefSeq, a predicted model, not a curated record
GACAACUCUGAUCCAUCAAAGGACAAAUCUGAUCCUGUUGGCAGUGAUGACAAUCCAGCCCCAACAGAUGUUGAACCGAUCGGUGGAGACGGUAAAGGCGAUGGUAAAGGCGACGGUAAAGACGACGGUAAAGGCGAGGGUACAUCCCCUGACGGCGACGGUGACGAUUCGGAUCACCCCCAUCCCAAGCCCAAGAAAGGCGGCAAGCAUUGUAAGCACGGUCAUAAGCAUUGUAAGCACGGUCAUAAGCACGGAAAGAAACCACCAAAGAUGGAAAAGAAGCCAAAACCAUCUGACAAUGGCGACGAUUCGAACCCUCCAACGGACGACAAAACUGAUGAUAAAACUGGUGAUAAGCCACCAAAGCCUGAAGGUACGACCGAUUCUGGUGACAAGUAG